This is a messenger RNA of Penicillium lagena, 753 nucleotides long. RefSeq names its product putative TFIID and and SAGA complex TAF10 subunit. The record is from RefSeq and is a predicted model, not a curated record. The transcript is spliced from 2 exons. Gene Ontology annotation, molecular function: promoter-specific chromatin binding; RNA polymerase II general transcription initiation factor activity. NCBI's taxonomy places the organism in Eukaryota, Fungi, Ascomycota, Eurotiomycetes, Eurotiales, Aspergillaceae. Gene Ontology annotation, biological process: transcription initiation at RNA polymerase II promoter. The coding region runs from base 1 to 753 and encodes 250 amino acids. Gene Ontology annotation, cellular component: transcription factor TFIID complex; SAGA complex; nucleus.
AUGGCCGAUCAGCAACAGCCUCCUCCUCCCUCCUCCAACCCGAACGGCUCCCAGGACCCAACGGCCCAGCCCGACUCUGCUGGUCAACCCGACCCUGCCAUCAAGCCCGACCCCGACCAGGACGCCACGGAAGACCAAGACAUCGAUAUGGCCGAAACCAACGCUGCCCAGGGCCCAAUCCCGGACGGGGAGAACCCGGCCGCCACUCUCCCUACUGACGUCGACCCGCUGGCUCCGGCGCCGACGCCGUCCAAGAAGGAGACUAGCCUGCGCGAGUUCCUGGGGAAGAUGGAUGACUAUGCGCCGAUCAUCCCCGACGCGGUAACAGCCCACUACCUCACCCUAGCAGGCCUCCCACCACCAGGCAACGGACCCAAUCAAACCCCUCCACACCUAGCACGUCUCCUCGCGCUGGCAACCCAGAAAUUCGUCUCCGACAUCGCCGCAGACUCGUAUCAAUUCGCCCGUAUCCGCGCUUCCAACAGCUCCUCCGCCAGUAACCCGAUGGGCAGUCUCAACGCCGCCUCGGGGCUAGGCGGUCCCUCUGGCGCGCCGGCGACGGGUGGUGCCGCUGGUGGCGAGGGCGGCAAGGGUGGUAAAGGCAAUACGCACUUGGGGAUACAGCGCGCUGGGUUUGGCGGUGGUGGGUCUGGUGGUUCGGGGCAGGGGCGUACUGUGCUUACAAUGGAGGAUUUGGGGAUGGCUGUGUCGGAGUAUGGUGUCAGUGUUAAGAGAGGGGAGUUUUAUCGGUGA